Molecule: messenger RNA, 3470 nt
Organism: Petromyzon marinus (sea lamprey)
Lineage: Eukaryota; Metazoa; Chordata; Hyperoartia; Petromyzontiformes; Petromyzontidae
Source: RefSeq, a predicted model, not a curated record
UUACCGAAAGAACCAAAGAAGAACAACCUACCUGCACACGAGAUGGUUGUUACAUCGCUCCCUCUCCAGCUGGGGGUGGACAUCCUCUCCGGCAUGCUUCCCUCCUCCUGUGGCUACCAGCUCGGCCAUCGGCCAUCAUCAAGCAGUGAAUACGACUCAUUACCAUCGUCAAGCGGUGUGCUACUCAUUACCACGUACCGUCUUCAUUGGCGCCAUAUAGCGUAGUCACCGAAGCUGCGCCAGCCAGGGUGUAACAAUUGGCAACGAGUGCGGUCGUAUAGUACUUUGUAGCCACAAUUAAGUGAACAAUACAUUAAGGUAAUAAAGGCCCUGUGUGACUAUGGGAACCAAAAUACGUAUUGCAAAGCGGGUCAUGAGACUCUUGCAAAUGCAACUACAAUAAAGGUCGUUGCAUGUACCGGUGAAUUACAGUCAACAAUGUACAGAAUCAGAAUACUGUAUUGUAUUGAACAUCGUGUCAUUUAGUUGCGACGAGUGGUGGCGCUGUGGUUAGCACACUGUUCAUUGAUCCCGACCGCCAGUAUAAGUGGCUGGCCAUUAUUAUCUGUCUGAACCAGCCCCGGCCACCCCCACUUUGCCAACCUGUACUGACUAGCGUGCGAUAUGUGGAGGGCCUCAUGCAGCAAUGGAUUGACAAUGAAGCUGUACAUAUUCCUAUUGUUGCAGGCGAUGGAGCGGUGGCACAGUGGUUAAUAAUGCACUGGACUCUGAACCAGCGAGCCCAUUUAAAUUCCUGGCCGCAGCUAACAUCAGUGGCUAGUGACAUACGAGCCAAUCCUGGACUCUGUUUACCAGUGCGCAUUGACCAGUGCGCAUUGGCCAGUGUGGUGAAGUCUAAUAUAACAACCCCCACGGGGGACACGACGUAGGGGGGGCAUUCAUCCAGCAGUGGAUUGACAAAGGGAUGUGAGUUGUUGCUGGCUCAAGAAUGGAUUGCCACCGUUAUCUGAAGGUUCUAAUACUGCAGCUCAAUGGAAACCGUACAGAUCUCCACAAAUACAUGUACAGGGCAGGUUCGGGAGUUUGGUCAUGGAAAAUAUGAAUCGGCUCCGUGAGAUAUGUUGUCUACUGGGGCAUAGAGACACAGGGGGUUCACGAUGCUGUUUUAGCAUUGCGUGAGGUCUAAUGAGAGAUUGACCUCAAUCCGGCUUGAGCUGUAGGCAGAGCAGAGGCAGAUGUACAGACGAGGGGCUUGCGGGCGGCACUUUUUCCGCCGAGAUGGUUCGCACGGAACCCAAGACUCCACAUCCACUGCAGCCACUCGGUAAUUUCUGUGGGGAUUUACCAAAGCACGUCUUCUUCUUCUUCUGCUGUUAACGAUUCUCUGACUCCAUCAUUGGUAAAGCGUGCCGAGAGUAAACGUCUGCAUACAAGGGAAGAAUGCUGAAACUCCGGGCAGAUUGGUCAAAAACCUGCCACAGGCACCACCUCGUUACCUGUCAGGUUUCAAUGGCGCCCGUCGCCUGCCGAGGCUGAGUGUCCCGCAGGUGGCGAUGGGGAAGCUGCAGAGCAAGCCCAGCGUUCGCCCGCACAAGUACAGGGUCGAGUCUCCGGCAUGCGCGCUGGGCGAAGCGUCGGUGCGGCACUUUCCCCGCGUUCACCGCGACGCCGUCGCCUCCCUCACGCUGCUCGGCCCUGCACUCAGCCUCUCGGGCAGCAAGGACUGCACCGUGGUGCUCUUUGAUUGGGAGAGGGGGGAGCUGUGUGCACGACUGCUCGGCCACACUCGUGAUGUCACCAAGGUGGCCUGUGUGCCGGGCGGCACGCACGUGUUCAGCGCGUCCCGAGACCGCACCGCGUGCAUGUGGCACCGUGCGCACCCCGCGGACGGCCCCGUCGCCUCCUUCUCCGGCCACGAGCUCGUGCUCACGGGACUCUCCCUCAACCACGACGGCAGUGUCCUGUGCACGGGUUCCCGUGACAACGCGCUCUGCUUCUGGGACGUGGACACGGGCGUCUGCGUGCGGCGAGCGUCCCUGCCUCGGAACCUGGUGACGGACGUGUGCUGGGUGCCUGGCAGUGCUCUGGUGGCCCAGACAUCCGAGGAUAAAACUGUGCGGCUGUGGGAUAGCCGCACCGCGCAGGUGUCGGUGCUGUUUCCCCCCAAGUGCCACAUCCAGACGAGCUGUGCGGCGUCCCCCGGCGCCACCCAGCUCCUCAGCACCAGCGCCGGGGUCAACGCGGAGGGCUGUGAGGCCACGCUGUGGGACGGGCGGAAACCGUGCGGUGCUGUGCGGGAGUUCCACGGACACAGCCAGAGCAGCAGCAGCUGCUGCUUCCUGCCCGGGGGCCUCCUGGGCACGGCCUCGCACGACGGCACGGCGCGCGUCUGGGAGCUGCAUGCCACAGAGUGUGUGUGCGUAGCGAUACUGGGUGGCCCACUCACAGCGAUGUGCUCGGGUGGCGAUGGGCGCAUCCUCUGUGGCGGAUUCCACUCGGGCGUGCACGUCUUGGAGCUCAUCAGCGGUCACGGCCCCACUGCCCUGCGCACGAUGGCACGCUUCUGAAAACGCCACCUGCCCUGACCGCCCCGGCAUGCCGCACAGCGCCCGUGCCAUCGCAGACCUCUCAGGCAGGCCCCACACAUUCAGCGAGUGUAUCGAGUCUUAGAGGUCGGAGUGCUUAACCGGCACCGGUGAGAUCCUGGGUUUUGAAUACAGACGGUCGCCCGUCAUUAAACUGAGUUCUCAAAUGUAGCGAGGGCUGAUGGUCUCUGCCCAAACAUCAAUGGUUUCACACAAAAAAAUAUCACGUUAAAUUAGAUUCUGAACUUUAUUUGGCUAAAUUCCAGCUGUGGGAAUUAACGGUAUUGGUUGACUGUCGUGUGAUGAACAUUACAGGCAGAGACAGAAUAGGUGAGAAAGCGAUACUCCUUAUUGUGUUGACGAGAGGUUUGUGAAGUGGUCUCAGAUGUAGGAUUGCACUGCACUGAGAGAUAUCCGAAUGUAUACAUCGUCUCAGAAGAAUGGAGGCUGGGUCUCCACAAAUUGUCUGUAGGGUUCAACAAUGCAGUUAUGAUUAUUUUUUAUAACUUAUUUUUGUUUAACAUGAGCUCUAAAAGCAAUUCUCCCACAUUCCCCUAGUAAUAUUCGACGUGCAGGGUUAAAAUGGCAGUAAUGUCUAAGGUCUGAAGAUAUUUGUAAAUUUGUACUAUUUAUUUCAGACCAACACGGUUGGUCUUUGGAUCACAUCAAGGAUUUAUUUUAACACCCUGGGGAGGGGUUGAUGAUUAAACCCGGGACAGAGUGGUUUUUAGAACCAGGAUGAGGUCUAGUUGCAGGAGAGGGUCUGGUUUGUGGUUCUAUAACUUAACUAUUUUGUAUUCUACCAGGCAAGGCCCUCUGAGCGAUGUGGCUCUUUUUCAGAAGCGAUCUAGCCACAAAUGAUAGCUCACCGAAGUGGCUCAUCGCGUGGAAAUUUACAGCAGUCAAAUACUCUUAAACGCGUGC